AUGGCCUCCAUCCUGCCCUCCUCACAACCCACUCUCUCAUCCGCAAUCGACACUUCCUCCGACGACAUACUCAAAUCGAAAAUGCGUCCCACCAUCUCCAUCACACCGGCGCCUGAGAAGAAGGCUCGGGGGCGAAAAGGUCGCAAGAACAUCGGUGGCAAUGCCCCCGCCACCAAAGACAAGAAGAAGACGACUCUGGUGGAGGAACUGGGAGAAGCGCUGGCGGAUCAGAUGCACACCAUCACCGCCUCCUCAAACCUCCCCACUCGCAUCCACAUAUCCAGCGCAUCAGUGGUUGAUCAUCUUCGCAACGACUUCAGUGCUUCUUUCACCCUCUCCUCGUAUCCAAGCUCGCGGGGCAGCAGUAGUCGCACAUGUACCAGUGAUGGCCUCCACUCCCAAGAGACCGACAUCUCCACCGCAUCGACCCUCGCGCCAUCAGAGCCUUGCGACGAGCGAGCCAGCACGGACUCCUCCGAGUCGCGAUCGUCCUUUGAAGAUGAAUGUCCUCCUCCUCGGGUCGGGGAGGCCGGUGCCGUCUUCUGUCUCGAUGACUUCGCCACGAUGACCACGAUCCAGCGCCUGACCGCGCAGUACGGCCGAGUCGCCAACAUGGGGAUUCUGGAUCCCAGUUAUCGCUUUUUUGUCAAUCAGAGCCGCACCGGGGCCCUUUCGUUCAAGGUCCGCAACAAAGUGGCCAUUGUGGGAGGUGACCCUCUCUGCGAGCCGCGCAUGAUCCUGUCGUUGCUGGCCGAUUUCGCCGUCUAUCGUCGCCAACAUAAAUGGGGCAUUGCUUUCAUGGGAGCCAGUGCCGCCUUUGUCAAGGAGAUUGCGCAACCCCAGGGAUGGACCACCAUUCGUUUCGGAACCGAGCGUGUUCUGAAUCCGCAGACCAAUGAGGUUCUCAUGGAGCGCAGUGGGAAACGCAUCGCUGUUCAAAACCGUCAGCUCCUCAAUCCCGACAAGGGGGGGGUUCGAUUGGGGGUGUAUGCGCCUGCUGUGCAUGGGACUGAUGCCCAGCUACAAACAGAGCUGGUGAGGAUCUACGACUCGUGGCGCGCAGAACGAAAUGCCUCGGGGGGGCCGCAAGCCUUCAUCACGGUGUACGACCCAUUCGCCCUUCCUUCCCUGAUGACCUUUAUCUACAGCCGCGGGCCUGAUGGGAAAAUCAACGGGUUCGCUGCCCUUCGCCGUCUGGGCGAGGGAGGCUACCACGUCGACCCCUGCAUUGCGGCUCCCGGCGCCCCAAAGGGCAUCAGUGAUCUGCUCAUUGUCUCGACCAUGGCCUUGCUGCACCGUGCGGGAGUUUCGUACUUGGGUUUCGGAUUCGAGCCUUCGCAUGCUCUGGUCCCGGAAGAUGUCACGGGGAUGUCGCGACCCUUGGCCCGUCUCACGCGGACCUUGUACGGACAUACAUUCCAGAGACUGCCGAUUCAAGGGAAAAAGGCAUACAAUGACAAGUUCCGACCCGAUGCGGAGCAGGACUGCGGGCUGUAUCUGGUGUUCCCGGGAGGUAUGCCGGGUCCGCGGCAAUUCUUGGGGAUGAUUCACAUGGCGAAUAUCAGCCUGAAAAAGGUUCUCACUGCGGAUAUGAAAUCCUGGAUGUCUCGGUGUACUACGAACAAGAAUGGUGACGAGGGGAGUGAGAAGGAGAAUCGGACACAGACUCCGCAGGUCUCGUCAUGA
Molecule: messenger RNA, 1686 nt
Organism: Penicillium oxalicum
Lineage: Eukaryota; Fungi; Ascomycota; Eurotiomycetes; Eurotiales; Aspergillaceae
Gene: ergS
Product: protein ergS
Exons: 1
Coding region: 1-1686 (561 amino acids)
Biological process (GO): phospholipid homeostasis
Molecular function (GO): aminoacyltransferase activity
Source: RefSeq, a predicted model, not a curated record